Polychytrium aggregatum is the source of this 1553-nucleotide messenger RNA. RefSeq lists its product as uncharacterized. NCBI's taxonomy places the organism in Eukaryota, Fungi, Chytridiomycota, Chytridiomycetes, Polychytriales. The record is from RefSeq and is a predicted model, not a curated record. Gene Ontology annotation, molecular function: protein binding. The transcript is spliced from 2 exons. The coding region runs from base 1 to 1362 and encodes 453 amino acids.
AUGGCUCGAUUGGCCAUAGACGACCACAACCCUGACAUCGUCACCAUCAUAUGUUGCAACGACGGUUUCCAGCUUGCCCUCGACCACAACACCAUCAAGAUCUUGCUCAGAGUAUGCAAACGAGCCCGACCCCUCCUGAGCUCCAAGAUGCCUCGCUUCCACCGCUGGUGUCAGAGCAUGGAGCUACUCAAUCUGGAAGGACACCUGCGAAUCGGUCUCACACCGAGCGACCAGAUCGCCCUCUCGCUACACUUCGAGGAUCAGGCUGCAGCCGACCGAUCCUGGCUCGUUGCUCAAGCAGAGCAGGGCAAUGCUGUGGUCUCCUACUUCCUGGCAAGGACCCUCCAAGUUGAAUUCGCUGGCCGGCAGUUUGUGAGGGCGUCCGAACGGGAGGCCACUCAUAGUCAAAUCUUCCACCAUCUGAAGCGGGCAGCCAAGGCAAGCCAUUCCAUGGCCCAGUUCCAUCUUGCAGAAUGCUAUCGCAACCGACUCGGGGUCGACCAAGAUCACAACAAAGCCGCCGAGUUGUAUCGCAGUCUUGCCGAUUGUGGGAUCCCUCAGGCCCAAAUUGCCCUCGGUCGAUGCUACGAGAAUGGUGAAGGUGUCGAUCAAGACUUUGACGUAGCCAUCGAGUGGUAUUCCAAGGCCAUAGACCAAGGCGGACAAGACGGUCGACUUCACAUCGUAUUCCUCCGAGGAUGGCUCUCGUUCAUUGGCCACAGCGUCGAACAGAGCGACGUUAAUGCGCUCAACCACUGGCAGGAAGUCAGCACCCAGUCCACCGAUCCGAUCAUCAAACCCAUCGCAACUCACAUGGUCGGAUGGAUGCACUACCUUGGCCGAGGAACCUUCUUCCAGUUUUGCCAGAUGGGAUCAGACCAAGACUGGCUGUGUAGUCAUCUGAUGGCUGUGUGUUUGUUGCUUAGAGAUGGAACCAAGGAGGAGCAGAAGAAAUCAGCGGGUACCUUGGAACAGCUCGCCAACGACGGCCACAGCGACAGCCAGUUCUGGAUCGGAAUGUGUUACCACUUUGGCUGGGGAGCAUCGGAGGAUUACGAGAAGUCAUUCGAGUGGUUCAGCAAGUCCGCCGACAAAGGCAACUCGUACGGGCAGUGGAGUGUUGGAGUGUGCCACUACUGGGGAUACGGAGUAACCCAGAACCACGCCAAGGCAUUCGAGUGGCUCCACAAGUCGGCGGAACAGGGCAAUCGACAAGGACAGUACCGACUCGGUGAAUGCUACAGAGAUUAUGAAUAUAUGCCUGAGGACAUCGACGCUGCCGUCCUCUGGCUCCGCAAGGCCGCCGACCAGGACUUCCAGCCUGCCAUCGACAGCCUCAAGGAACUCGGCAAGUGGCAUUGAUCUCUGUGUUCGAUUCUCAAGUGCCACUUCCAAAUAACCAUGACUCAACACUGAACAUGCAAACAGCCAGAAAAAAUUGCACUUUCAGCGUCUCAACGAGACACCACGAUACGAAGAAGUGAACUUGCAGAGUGGAUCCGAUGAAGCAGUGAUGUUGUAUUUGACAUUGAAUACAUCCGAUAUACAAAUAG